AGUUCCACGUUUCUCGUGAUUUUAAAUUUGAAGUGUCACAAAAAAAUCAUUAAUUAAUCCUUAUUUAUUAGUGUUAAAAUUGGUGCUACAACUAAAAUCUAAUAAGAUAAACAAUCAUAUAGACAUUUAAUCUACUUGUAAAAUGAAAAUUAGUGAAAUUAAGGAAUCAUGACUGCAUCAUUAUUUGAAAGUUCCACCGAUGGAGCUCACUUUAUUGAAUUUCAAGAAUUGCAGCCUCUACACUGUUCCAAAGAUGCUCUGACUGAUUUUUUUGGAUGGCUACUACAAGGAUUGUUAGCUGCCAUUGCUUUCUCAUGUCUUAUUGCUAAAAGAUUUUGCGAACCAAGUUACAGAAGACGACCUUGGGAUAUCUGGUGGUAUGAUACGUCAAAGCAAGGCAUCGGGGCUAUGGUCAUUCACAUGACAAAUGUUUAUUUAUCGCCACUUUUUAAAGGCGAUCCAUGCACUUGGUACAUCAUUAACUUCUUAUUAGAUUCUACUAUUGGGUUAUUCAUUAUUUACAUAGGUAUUAGGAUUUGUAUAUAUCUUGCAAAAGUGAUGCAUUGGGAUGCGAUAAACUUUGGCGAAUACGGAGCGUCAAAGUCUUGGAUUUAUCAAACAUGGAUAUAUGUUUUUCUUAUGAUCAUUGUCAAGCUGUUAACAACUUUGAUCAUACAAAUGGAUUAUUGGAAUGAUGUGAAGAAUUUAAUUUUGUCACCUUUUAAGAAUCCAAAGCUUGAAGUCGUCGUAGUGAUGUUAAUCAUUCCGUUCUUUGUUAACGUUUUGUUAUUUUGGGUGACUGAUAACUUUCUUAUGAGAAACAAAAAGAGUUUCCUAGGCCAUCAUCAACUUCGACCAUCAGUUCAGCGUCAACGACGUGGUCAUAGUAUUUUAGAGAAAGUUAAAGUGAAAUAUCGAACGAACGCGAACCAUCAUCGCCCGUUAAAGAAAUAUGAAUCAGAAUCGGAUUUAUUGUCGUCUGAAGAUGAACCAAUCAUUCAAGUUCAAGAGGGACCAUCGACUCAAGGUGCUACUAGUAAAUUAGGAAAGAAUUUAGAGAAAACCAAGCAAAUUUUAAACAUGAGUAAACCAGCUUAUCAGGCCGGGUCAGUUUCAGCUUGCUACGUGACAGCACCUGAUGAACAAAUUGCCAAAAAAUUGGCACAUGGAAUAAUUAGCAAGAAGCUGGCAGCAUGUGUCAACAUCAUCCCUAGAGUAACAUCAAUUUAUGAAUGGGAGGGAAAAGUUAAUGAAGAUUCUGAGGUGCUUCUCAUGAUAAAGACUAAAACAUCACGAGUUGAUGAUCUCAGUAAAUAUGUUCGUGAAAAUCAUCCUUACUCAGUUGCCGAAGUGAUUAGUACACCAAUUGAAAAUGAAAACAUGAAAAUAUUGUCUUUCAUUUUUAUUAAUUUCCUUUCUUAUUCAUUUAUCGAUGCGAAAAAGAAUGACAAUGUGUAUCAUGAAGAGUUAGUGAUAAAAGAGCUUCAAAAUAAUUUUGUUAACACCUAUUUCCAAUUCACAACGCGAUGGAAUAUCCACUCGAGAGAUGAUUUGUUGCACACCGAUUUGUUAUCACGAUCAAUAUCGGAACUCUUUCUUCAAUAUGAAAUUAGUGAAAUGCAUGUCACACUUACAAAUGGAUUAUGGCGACAUGAAACUUGGGGAUUUCCAAUUGAAUCUGCUGGAUCCGGUGCUGAACUUUAUGUUUGGUUUAGAAAUCAUUUGACUCAGGAUGUUAUCAAUCGUCAAUGGAUUGAAUUGAGUGGAGCACUUUCUGGAUUAUUAUGUGCUUCAUUCAGUUUUGUCAAUGAAUUGAACACAGUCAAACCAAAUUUCUCGUUCCAACCUUCUGCCGGCUUUUUCAACGCAAACACAAAUAUCAAUUCAAGUUUUGUUCGAUACUCAGCAUUACCGCUUGAAGUUGUCUGUACAGAGAAUCUAACACCUUGGAAGAAACUUCUUCCAUGUGACUCAAAAGAAGGCUUAACAUCUCUUUUAAAUGCUCAACAUAUUUACAGCACAAAUUAUCAUUCGCUGGGUAUUCACGUUCGUCAAUUGUGUCUUGAUGCUUCAUGUCAUGACUCAAUUUUGGAAUCAAAGCAAAGUGUCAACUUAGUACACGAUCUUCGAUUAUUUGGUGGCUUUGAUUGGUCAAUUCGGAAACUCUUCGGUCAAGGUCUUAAUGGAGCAUGCCAACUGGCAACUUCAAGUAAAAUAUUUCUCGAUAUGACUGACAAAGAUUUUGAAGUGACACCAAAACCAGCAAGAUCGAUAAUUUCAAAAAGAGGAGGCAGUACGACACUUUACGGAGAAUAUGACAUCAAAAAGAUGGUACACAAGAGUAGACAAAUGAUUAAUAUUGCAAUCGUAAAUAAAAGUCAGAAAACCAUUCCCAUCGUUUCCCCAGCACCACUUUUUGCAAGAAGAUUCCUUCAAGGAACUGGAAAAGAGCGAGGAAAAAUUGUCAAUCAAAUUUCGAACACACAUUGGGCAAGUUUAAAUGUGAUUAUCAUGGAAAACAUUCCUUGGUUUGUUCCAAUUUAUUUGCAUACACUCAAGCUUAAAAUUGGAGAUCAACAAAUUGCUCCAACGAAGAUAAAAUAUUAUCCUGGAAAACAAAGAACUCGUCCAUAUCUUCUUGAAGUUGCAGUUAAAAUACCAGCACGAUCAACGCUAGAAAUGUCAAUUGACUUUGAUUACAUUUUCUUAAAAUGGCAAGAAUAUCCUCCAGAUGCUCACCAUGGUCAUCUUCUUCCAUCUGGAGUCAUUUCAACUCUUCUACCAAUGGCACUAAACUACACAAGCCUACCAGUUGAAGCUAGUCUUUUCGAAGAAACUUUCAAUGCAACUCGUCAGUCAUAUUUCCUUCGAAUACACACAGAAGCUUUGUUAAUAAAUCUACCAACACCCGACUUCUCAAUGCCUUAUAACGUCAUUUGUCUAGCUUGUACUGUUAUGGCAUUGGCAUUUGGGCCAUUACAUAAUAUGACAACGAAACGACUUCUUUUGCAGAAGAAAGAUGAGGCAAAGAAAUCACUUAUCGUGAAGCUGAAAGAAAAACUUUUUAAAAAGAAAGAAAAAAGUGAAUAA
Messenger RNA from Clunio marinus, 3090 nucleotides. The record is from the annotation of a GenBank genome assembly. Lineage: Eukaryota; Metazoa; Arthropoda; Insecta; Diptera; Chironomidae.